Molecule: messenger RNA, 2403 nt
Organism: Austrofundulus limnaeus
Lineage: Eukaryota; Metazoa; Chordata; Actinopteri; Cyprinodontiformes; Rivulidae
Gene: katnal1
Product: katanin p60 subunit A-like 1
Biological process (GO): microtubule severing
Cellular component (GO): microtubule cytoskeleton
Molecular function (GO): ATP binding; microtubule severing ATPase activity; ATP hydrolysis activity
Source: RefSeq, a predicted model, not a curated record
UAACCUGGCUGUCUGCAUUCCCCACACGGCGUCUCUGCGCCCAUGGUAACACUUUUCUCAACAGCGGACGGCUGAUUCAGAAAAGACGUCUGUUCUCACAUGCAGCUAAUAUUCGACAUGAACUUAGCAGAAAUAUGUGACAACGCUAAGAAGGGCCGUGAGUAUGCUCUGCUUGGGAACUAUGACUCGUCCAUUGUGUACUAUCAGGGCGUCCUUCAGCAGAUCCACAAGCACUGCCAGACCCUCAGAGACCCAGCUCUGAAAGUCAAAUGGCAACAGCUCAGGCAGGAACUGACUGAGGAAUAUGAGCAGGUGAAAGGCAUCAUGGGAACCCUCGAGAGCUUUAAGUCCGAGAAGCCCGUUGACAUCCUGGUCCCUCAGCUGGAGCAGCCACCUGACGAUCCAGCCGUCUGGCCCCCACCUAACCCAGUAGAACAUAGGAAUCCUGUUGCAGUGAAGCGGCCCAACAGYGCUGUGAAGCAGCAGCAGCAGAAGAAGGAAUCUCCAGGUCUGCAGCACCGAGGCGCAGGACCAGGGGCUCGCGCUCAGCCCAACCUUAAAGCAGCAGGGCUCCGAGAGGCUCGGGGAGCUAAAGCCAAAGACGAUAAGGGUAAAAAAACAGAUUCACAAGGAGAAGGAGAGCAGAAGAAGUUUGACGGCACAGGAUACGACACUGAUUUGGUGGACUCGCUGGAGAGAGAUAUAGUGUCUCGUAACCCGAACAUACACUGGGAAGACAUUGCUGAUCUAGAAGAUGCUAAGAAGCUGCUGAGAGAAGCAGUGGUGCUGCCCAUGUGGAUGCCCGACUUCUUUAAAGGGAUUCGUCGACCCUGGAAGGGUGUGUUGAUGGUUGGCCCACCAGGGACCGGGAAGACCAUGUUGGCCAAAGCUGUGGCCACAGAAUGUGGGACUACUUUUUUCAACGUGUCCUCCUCCACUCUGACCUCCAAAUACAGGGGAGAGUCUGAAAAACUUGUUCGUUUGCUGUUUGAAAUGGCUAGAUUUUACGCUCCAACAACCAUCUUUAUAGAUGAAAUUGACUCUAUUUGUGGCAGAAGAGGGACGUCUGAUGAACAUGAAGCCAGCCGUCGGGUCAAAUCAGAACUUUUGAUUCAGAUGGACGGUGUGGGAGGAGCCCUGGAAAAUGACGACCCGUCUAAGAUGGUGAUGGUUCUCGCUGCUACAAACUUUCCCUGGGACAUUGACGAGGCGCUGCGGCGACGGCUGGAGAAGCGGAUCUACAUCCCCCUCCCCUCCGAGAUGCAUCCAUGAUGGCGAUGCGUCGGCGGAUCCAAGGCCUGAGCCCAGAGGAGAUCCGAGCCCUGUCCAAAGAUGAGCUGCAGAUGCCUGUGACCAUGGAGGACUUCACUCUGACUCUGAAGAAGAUCUCCAAAUCUGUCUCUGCUGCAGAUCUGGAGAAAUACGAAGCCUGGAUGGCUGAGUUUGGGUCCGUAUAAAGAGCAGCUGCCGGUGGACUCUAGGCUUUGAGGAAGUUCAUUCUGUGAGUCAGGCAGCACAUCAGGGAUCAGCAGACCGGUGCCUUCGAGAGACAUGAUGAAAAGUCUUAUCAACUUCAUUCCAGUUUUUUAACAUUCCCCCGUUAAMCCAAACGUGUGAGCAGACCUGUCAAUCAUCCAACUGCUGCUGCUCUGAAGCUUAUUAAGGUGAACAUUUCAAAUACAACAAACAUUUGUUGUAAAAGUAACAAAAUAAAAAAAGCAAACAGUUUAACAGUUUUUGUGAGGCUUUAAUUUUGAGAAUUUGUGAUUACCAGUAUUUUUAAUUUUUAUGUUUUUGAGACAUUGAGUGGAAAAGAGGAAUAACAUGUUUACAACACUGAGCUACAGGUCCAUUUACAACUGAUGGACACCGGGAAAUAAGUUUAUAAAUGCAAAAAUGGCAUUUUGAGAUGUGAAAUGCUUCAGAAAUAYUUAAAACAGCUGCAAACAAUGUCAUCACAACAGAGACACAGAUUAGCUCACUUUAAGGAUUAUAGGCAUGAAUUUUACUAUCAAAGUCUUUAAAUUGUCUCUAAAACCCACAAACACACUAACUUUGCAGUUAGUGUUUUCUGUAAGAAAAUUUAACUGCAAGUGAUUUUUCAAAUGAAGGUAUUAAAAUUAGCUGAUAUGUGAAUUUUCCCCAUAAAUGUUUGUCUCAUUAACAGAUCUGCUCUGACGUAAGGACAUGUCUGUUUUGAGCACUUUAAAUGUUUGGUUCUGUAUUAACACUGACUGAACACUUGAAUUUUAGCACUACUGUCUGUCUUGUGAAUAAUUAAGUUUUUUGUUUGUUUGUUUUUUCACUUUUAAUAAUGUCACGACUAAAAGAAUGUAGCUGAUGACCUGUGGAUUUGUUUGGUUUUUGAAUAAAAGAAACAUAAUUCUCACUGGAAAGUGGAAA